AUGGCCACCGGAGACAUCACCACGCUUCCCUCCGCACCUGAAGACGGCAAUGGUGGCUUCCCACCCGGAACCUUCAAGGAACCCAAAAGGCUGUACUGUAAGAACGGUGGCUUCUUCUUGCGGAUCAAGUCAGACGGGGGAGUGGACGGAAUCCGAGAGAAAAGUGAUCCCCACAUAACGCUUCAGCUGCAGGCCACAUCUGUCGGUGAGGUGGUCAUCAAAGGAGUGGUCGCCAACCGCUACUUAGCCAUGAACAGAGACGGCAGACUUUUUGGAGCGAGACGAGCGACUGAUGAAUGUUACUUCUUGGAGCGUUUGGAGAGCAACAACUACAACACGUACCGCUCCAGGAAGUACCCAACUAUGUACGUGGCACUGAAGCGAACCGGCCAGUACAAGUCUGGAAGCAAAACUGGACCGGGGCAGAAGGCCAUCCUCUUCCUCCCGAUGUCUACUAAGAGCUAA
Nerophis lumbriciformis (worm pipefish) is the source of this 465-nucleotide messenger RNA. The record is from RefSeq and is a predicted model, not a curated record. Lineage: Eukaryota; Metazoa; Chordata; Actinopteri; Syngnathiformes; Syngnathidae.